This is a messenger RNA of Leptinotarsa decemlineata (Colorado potato beetle), 3029 nucleotides long. It is a transcript of the gene Cmtr1, whose product is annotated as Cap methyltransferase 1. Gene Ontology annotation, biological process: 7-methylguanosine mRNA capping; methylation. The record is from RefSeq and is a predicted model, not a curated record. Gene Ontology annotation, molecular function: nucleic acid binding; methyltransferase cap1 activity. Lineage: Eukaryota; Metazoa; Arthropoda; Insecta; Coleoptera; Chrysomelidae. Gene Ontology annotation, cellular component: cytoplasm; nucleus.
UAUACUUGAAGAACUUCACCACAAAGGAAAGAAACUUCUUCGCAUUGUGAUCAAAAUGUCUAUAUGCAUCCUAAAUUAAAAACGAAUUUCUGAAGUUGUGUAGUGCCAAAAGUAUAAAAUGAAACUGCUCAUUGGUCUUUGAAUUAACGAACCUGCUCAUUGUUCUUUUGAAAAACGGAUGAAGCAAUGGGUUCAUUCAUGGAAAAAUUUGAAGAAUGGGCCUUAGAAAAGUGCAGUGAAACCAUAUUGUUUGAGACGUUUCAUUGAUGAUACAUUCGUAGUAUGGCAGCAGUGAAGAGAAACAAUUAAUUUCGAUCAAAGACAAUGACUGCUCUCCAAGGCAGUCCACUGCAAAACUAACCUUUGACGUUGGCCAUCUAAUGAAACUUGUCCUCUGUCAUUUGCUGCAGAUACUUGUUAGGCAACUAGUUGAAACUGGAGCCAAAAACAAAGCAUUCAAAAAGUAAAGAUGCCUUCAUUUACUCAGGCUUGCCCUUUAAGGACAUUUGAGACCACUAAUGCAUUCGUGGUUCAGCCACACACCACAGCUAAGACCGGUGGCAGGUCAUGAAAGCACUGUCUGCACUGAUGAGAGGUUAUACCUUGAAACUGGACUGUAGGUGUUCUAUGCGAAUAAUUUCAGCAUGGUCCUGCUGCUAGAUGAACGAGAGGCAUCUGUGAGAAUAACCUUGAAAAAAAUGGGUUACAAAAUAGGAUCAGGCUUGGGAAAGUUUGAACAAGGAAUCACAGACACGAUAGACAUCAAAUAUCAAUCGGGAAAAAGAGGUUUGGGACUGCAUUUGGAAAAUAUGAAAUCGGCAACAAUUUCUUGGGAUUUCUCAAAAGAGGAUGUAAAUGUAAAAGAAACUGUUGAAUGGCUACAUAAUCUUGAAGAGUCAACUCAUACCUUUGAAGAAAUGUUAUCAUGGAUAAGGGAAGGUCCACCUGAUCAUGACGUCCAGAACCAGUAUAAUUUUUGUGAUAAGGAAGUGUUACUGAACGUUUUAAAAGCCAAAGAUAUAUACGAUGAAUUGGAUGAAAACGAAUUGAAAAAGGCAAGAGCGAGGUCAAAUCCGUUUGAAACUAUCAAAUCAGUAUUUUUUAUGAAUAGAGCUGCUUUGAAAAUCGCCAAUAUUGAUGCUGUGACUGAUUUCAUGUUCAGCAAUAUUGAUAAGGAUGAAUAUCACAAGGACCACAAAGGUCCUUUUUACUUUGCAGAUGUAUGUGCAGGCCCAGGUGGGUUCACUCAAUACAUUCUUUGGCGAAAGGAAUGGUUCUUCAAAGGCUUCGGUCUCACCUUGAAGGGGGAGCAUGAUUUCAAUAUGAAUGACUACGUUUGUCCAUCUCAUGUUUGUUUUCAACCAUUAUAUGGGAAAGAGGAAGAUGGAAAUGUUUGUUCGCCCGAAAACAUUGAAGACUUCAAGAACAAAGUUUUACAUGCGACCGACAACCAAGGAGUACAUUUCAUGAUGUCUGAUGGGGGUUUUUCAGUUGAGGGAAAUGAAAAUCUCCAGGAGAUUCUUUCCAAAAAUAUAUACAUUUGUCAGUGCGUAGUUGCACUAGAAAUAAUUCGAACACAUGGUCAUUUUGUCACUAAACUGUUUGACACUUUCACGCCUUUCAGUGUAGGCUUACUUUACUUAAUGUACAAAUGUUUUAAAAAGGUAACAAUUUUGAAACCAAAUACUUCGCGACCAGCGAAUUCUGAACGAUAUUUGAUUUGUUCAAGCUUGAAAAAGUCUCCAUCAACUGAGAAUAUCAAAAAUUAUCUCAAGGAUAUUGUGAAUCGAUUAUGGGAUAUUAAGGACAAAUCUGAUGUGGACAUUUUGGAAAUUGUUCCUCUUUGUAUUCUGAAAGAAGAUCAAGAUUUUUAUCGAUAUAUUUAUGAAACGAAUCGACGACUCGGAAUCAGACAAACAAUGGGUCUUGAAAAACUGGCAACUUUUUGCCACAAUAAAAGUCUGGUCGAGAUAAGACAACAAGAGUGUAGGACAGAGUGCCUAAGAUUUUGGAAUAUACCUGAUGAACCUAAAGAACCCCCGAAAGAAUUGAAGGUGGACGACUUGUUGAAUAUGGCCAUGCAUAACCAAAAAAUUCUCACAAUGCUACCCCGAGUGAUCAAAACAGUGGAAAAUUUCAAGGAAAUAUUUACAGAUGUGGAAGAUUGGCACUACUCCCCUUUAUGCAGCAGCCGAAAUUCGUAUAAUAUUCAUUUUUAUGCUGCUGUAGGAUCUUCUAGAGUGUUCCGCUUACAAAAAACUGAAUGGACGAAACUAAAGAAUCUUCAACUUUGCAUGGGGACUUUACUCUAUGGAGAAUUUGUGAAAGAAAGGGUCAUCAAUGAAACCAAAGAAAAUUCUACAUUCAGAUAUAGUCUUCAUGUCAUUGACGCACUGAGACUGGGUGAUAAAAAUGUUUUUGAGUUGACAUUCACUGAAAGGCGGAAGUUAAUUGAAAUUUACUGCAAGUCUGUGAAUAAGGAAUUUCAUAGGAAUUCAGUGAGGAUUCGUCCUAAAGUAAUCGACAAUUUAAGCAACAUUUCCAGUGAAACCUUCCACACGGAAAUUGGUCAAAGAAACAAAUAUAUGAAUUUGCCCGUUAUGAGUCUACAAUGUGUUGCUGAAAAAAUGGAUGUCAAUUCUUUGUUAUUCCUGAAAACAAACAGCAACCAAACCUUUUACACAACCUAUUUCCUCAGAGUACAAAUAUUUAUAGAUGACGAAGCAGAAUCAAAUUGCGAGAGUAAUUUAUCUUUGAACGACAUUGUUUCAGAGAUAAAACAGAAACUAUAAAAGAAGAAAACUGGAAUGGACACAUAUCUACACUUUUUUUUAAUCGACUGAUGUGGUUUCGCAAUCCAAAAACUUUUAUUAGUGAUCGUAUAUACCAAAUUUCAAUAUUUUUUUUUAAUGAUAUUUCUAUUGUUUUUUCUGAUUACAACUGUGUGAACUGAACAAAAAACACCUUUGACUAUAUACGUCAAAUUUUAAAGAAUAUAUAAUUUCACACAAUUUUCUUUUUAUUAUAAA